Messenger RNA from Opisthorchis viverrini, 1476 nucleotides. RefSeq lists its product as hypothetical. The annotation marks the transcript as partial. NCBI's taxonomy places the organism in Eukaryota, Metazoa, Platyhelminthes, Trematoda, Opisthorchiida, Opisthorchiidae. The record is from RefSeq and is a predicted model, not a curated record. Gene Ontology annotation, biological process: proteolysis. The transcript is spliced from 10 exons. Gene Ontology annotation, molecular function: serine-type endopeptidase activity.
ACCUGGAGCAAUGAUAUCGGGCUGAUCGAGCUAGCAACACCACUUGUUUUCCCGAGUAGAGAGCUCCAUUUUGUUCGACUUCCAAAGUCAGAAGACUCGGAAAUCGAGGUAGAGUUCGGCCUUUUCAUGGGGCUAAAAACAAGCUAUUUGUUUGAGGAAACUGCGAAGGAAGAGAGAAAUUUUAGAAUGCCCGUCUUCGCUCCCAUCAUUUGCCCAGCGUUUUAUUGGCCGGAGAGACAGCAACAAGGGUUCUGCGCUGGUGGCCCUGAUCGGGCUCAAUUCACGCAGCAGAGCAUUCGCUCAAAAAUAUUAUGCGACGAGAAGUGGCUCAACUCCUGGUCAUUUGGAAGCUGCGUAACAUCGAUAUGUUUCGUAAUACGUCCACAUACACCCAUGCUAAAAUGGGUAAUUUGGAAACAGUUUGCACUGGGGAAAUACGCUCAUUUGCAAAUCAUCUUGGUUUUCACAAGAGACUCAACUGAAUCUCUCGUUUAUGGUAUUCUACAACUGAAUGUACUGCACACAGGCCGCCUCAUUGAUUCAGUUGGCACGAUAUUCGAGAAAUCGCAGUAUAUUUUCAUAAAGGAGACUACUCACAAGGUUGCUGUCGAAGAGUUUUCAGCAAGGGCAACUGAAUGUGUUGAACCAGGCCACUUCAUGUUUCAUUUGCUACGAUAUUCGAGAUGUCGCGAUACAUGGAAAGGAAACAUGAAUAAGAUCGCAUGUUUUCUAUUAAUCGCACUGGCUCCUCCACACAUUCCUGGCGACAAUUUUGUGGGUGUGAAGAAAGGAGAAUGUCCGUGGGCGGUAAGAGUUCUAAAACUUGGUGGCGAUGGCAAAAUCACAGUUUUCACGGGCAGUCUUAUUGACCCAUCAUGGAUUCUGACUUCCGCAUCGUGCUGUACGCAGUCAGAAUCUAACCAGUACAGGUGGAAAGUAUUGUUGAGCGCCACUUGCCUGGAUGUAUUGCAUUGCAUUCCAAAACCCGAAUACAACAUCAAAGAUAAAAAAACAUGGGGCAAUGAUAUCGGACUGGUUCAGCUGAAGACCGCGGUUAGAGGCAAAAAUAUUCAUUUAGCAAAACUGCCAAAAGCUAAGGACGAAGCAAUUGAAAGGCUGGGGCAAAUGGGUGGAUACGCACCUUCAGGAAUGGCGCAAGCGUCAAACAAAUUCGUCAAACCAGUCGAAAUGCCCGUUUAUCCAUCUGGUAUAUGUCCUGCAUUUUACUGGUUAGGAAGACAAGGAUAUGGGUUUUGCGCCGGAAAUCGUCAAGCAGCAGAUGUUACACAGAUAUCAAAGCUAACUCUCAGGAAAUGUCUUUGUCCCUUUUCAUCCGAUGCAUUAGCCUCUGGUUUUUUCUGUUAUCAGUUGUUAAUAAUUACAGUUCAUUCCAGACACUGCCGUCAUUCGACCCGCCUAACUAACAGUUUCCAAAACCGCCGUAGUAUAAAACAAGCGACUACGAUUAUACAGACU